UGUCACCAUAACUCAUCACUCAAAGCUAGAUGCAGACAAGUGACUACAAGACCGCACUAGAAACUCAACUAUCAGCCUUCAAACCUGCACCAGGGCUUCUAUAACCAUGAAUAACAUCUUCAUCUUUUUGAUCUUAAGCUGUUUGGUAAUUAUAGGCCAGCUGACCACCACAUGCAAUUUUUGCUGGAAUAUUGGCUCAAACAAAUGCUGUGAUGAAAGAAAGCAUCAAUGUGAUGGAUCAGGUUGCAUGACGGUGUCGGAGUACAGCCUUGCCGGUAAAGAUGAAUAUCCUUCAAUACAGAAAGGCUGUUCUGUGCCACUAUUAUGUGGUAAUUGCUUUUCUGUAACAACCAACGAUAACUUCCUUGUCCGAGUGACCGGUCAAUGUGGGGAAGGAAAUAGCAGUAAUGAAAACCUAAACUAUAACUAUAAGGACAUUUGUGACACUCAGUUAACACCAAACAACUAUCAGUGUCCAAGCUGCUUCAGCACUGAUUCCGCCUCAGGUUGCGAGAGCACAGGAUAUGUGGACUGCCUUGGAUUAGAAAAGGAAUGUUUUGAUUAUGGCGCAUUUCUUAUGCUGUCUGAUGGAAAACCAAUCAACAUGUCAAUUAAAGGAUGCUUGACCACCGGUGGUUGUGAAAUUGGAUAUUCAGGUGUACCUGGAAGCAAGGAACUGCAGAGAGAUCAUAUGAAGUGUACACCUGCAAUAAAAAAAGAAUAGAAUGUGAUAUAUAACUAUACAAGAAAUGCACAUUAGAACCUGCAUCAUUAAUAUUGCAUAGAAACCUGUAAAAGAGAUGUAUUAAAAAUAAGCUUUGCCAUAAAAUCUCUGUCAAUUAAAUCUAGCCAUCACUAAAAA
This is a messenger RNA of Rana temporaria (common frog), 862 nucleotides long. RefSeq lists its product as uncharacterized. The record is from RefSeq and is a predicted model, not a curated record. Lineage: Eukaryota; Metazoa; Chordata; Amphibia; Anura; Ranidae. Bases 107 to 724 code for a protein of 205 amino acids. The transcript has 5 exons.